Molecule: messenger RNA, 573 nt
Organism: Penicillium maclennaniae
Lineage: Eukaryota; Fungi; Ascomycota; Eurotiomycetes; Eurotiales; Aspergillaceae
Product: rRNA-processing FCF1 family protein
Exons: 4
Coding region: 1-573 (190 amino acids)
Cellular component (GO): nucleolus; small-subunit processome
Source: RefSeq, a predicted model, not a curated record
AUGGGUGUCCAAAAGAAAUCUCGCAAGUUUGCGCAGGCAAAGAGAGCAAUUUCUCUUCGCGAUAACCGUCUGAAAGAGAGUGAAAAAACGGACAAGAAGGGCAAGACAGGAAAGGAUGAUGUUGUCAAAGAAGCGCUCCAUCGUCGCUUUUCUUUCAAUACAACACGGCUCUGGCCCCCCCCAUAUUCCGUGCUUGUCGACACCAACUUCAUCUCACACACCAUACAACACAAGCUCGAGGUCAUUCCCACCAUGAUGGACUGCCUAUAUGCCAAGUGCAUCCCUGUCAUCACGGACUGCGUGCUUGCCGAGCUGGAGAAACUGGGCCAAAAAUAUCGACUUGCAUUGCGUGUCGCCAAAGACCCCCGCUUCGAAAGAAUAAGGUGUGACCACAAGGGUACAUAUGCAGAUGACUGCCUUGUCGAUCGAGUGAUCAAGCAUCGCGUGUAUAUCGUGGCAACCAACGAUCGCGAUCUGAAGAGACGCAUUCGCAAAAUUCCUGGAGCACCGAUCAUGAGCGUUGCUCGUGGGAAAUACGUAAUUGAGCGACUUCCAGAUGCUCCUGAAAAGUGA